AUGAGUUCUUCAGCAUUAGCAAGGAGAGCAUGGAUAGUGGGAGCAAGUGUGGGAGUUGUGGAGGCCUUGAAAGACCAAGGAAUCUGCAGGUGGAAUUACACAAUGAAAUUGAUGCAGCAGCAAGCCAAGACCCAUCUCAGGUCUUAUUCUCAGGCUCAUUCAAAACUCUCUUCCUCAUCCUCUGCUUUGGUUUCAAGUAAACUCAUAGAUGACAAGGCCAAGCAUUCUGAGGAGUCUCUCAGAAAAGUCAUGUACCUCAGCUGCUGGGGUCCUAAUUGAGUCAGUUCAUCAGGUCACUUCUUAAUUUUGUGGUUCUGAACAAAAUUUGUUAAUGACUAAUUGUAAUUUGUAGAUCUCUGGUUCUCUGUGAUAUAAACGUGAAUCUCAAAGUUUAGUUACG
This is a messenger RNA of Fragaria vesca subsp. vesca, 400 nucleotides long. RefSeq lists its product as uncharacterized. Lineage: Eukaryota; Viridiplantae; Streptophyta; Magnoliopsida; Rosales; Rosaceae. The transcript has a single exon. The record is from RefSeq and is a predicted model, not a curated record. Bases 1 to 279 code for a protein of 92 amino acids.